AAAAAAAAAAGAAAAAAAAAAAAAAAGCUUCGCGCUGUUCCAUCCCAAGAAAAAAAAAUCCAUUCACAGGCGACUCACAGCAGUCUUCGUGCUGCGAUUCUUAGAUGCGACGGCAAAGACCCCGAUAAUUCAAGCGCAAUAUUCACAUAGGGUCUCGGAGUUCAUUACGACGGAUAACUUGCCAUAAUGCCUCACUCAGAGCCAGAGGGUCCAUCGGUCAAGCGUCAGAAGCUCAAUUCGGUCGCGAGACCAAAAUCAUCCACAUCGCAACAGUCUAGGAUCUUUGCUCCGUAUCGGACUAUUGGCCUCGUUUCUCCUACCAAUGUGCCCUUUACCUCUGUUCCUCUCGGGAACACUACCUUCCAGGUUACAACGUCUAUAGGUCGCUCGCUACAGACUUAUGACCUUAAACGCGGCCUCAACCUCGUCUUCAUAACUCGACCCCAGACACCAAGUACCAUAACGGCGACAUGCGCUUGGAAACAGAAGGUAUUCGUUGCUUGGGGCGACCCCCGAGAGGGCUCCACUCAGGGUAUAUGGAUUUUCCAAAGAGGAAAGAAAGUCGGCGAGUUAGAACUUCCCUCUGAUCUCAACGAGCCUAUCAAGCAGAUUCUCGUUUUUGGAUCCUGGGUUGUUGCCUGUGGCUUAACAAGAAUAGAAGUGUGGAAAACGGCGACCGCGGAGCAUUAUACCACUCUCUUUACUAUGGCUUCAAAAAAGCUCGACAACGAACUGACCGGAGGUAUAUGUACGAUGCCGACUUACUUGAACAAGAUUUUCGCUGGACGUCGGAACGGAUGGGUUGAGAUCUGGAACAUUUCCACGGGGAAGCUUAUCUACACCAUCCUACCCCCAUCUCCAAGUUGCGGCGCUGUCACUUGCAUGCAACCAACACCUGCGCUUUCUCUUAUGGCUAUCUCAUAUGCAGAGGGACCUUUGGUCAUUCAUAACGUUCUCACGGACAAGAAAGUACUCGAGGUUAACGCGGGUACCGAGGACGCGCCCGUAACAAGCAUCUCAUUCCGCACGGACGGUAUUGGUGCGGGGCAGGAUGGGCGCAAAGAUGGUGUUAUGGCCACGGCCACGCAGUCGAGCGGCGAUAUCACGUUCUGGGACCUUAACCAGGGUGGCAGGAUCAUGGGUGUUCUUAGAAGCGCCCAUAACCCCCCCAUGCAAGAGGGGGCAUCUAUUCGCGGAGGCGUAAGCAAGAUUGAGUUUCUUGCCGGCCAACCCGUUAUCGUCACCAGCGGCAGAGAUAAUUCAUUGAAAACUUGGAUAUUCGACGACACCCCCUUUUCACCUAUACCGCGAAUACUACACACGAGGAGUGGCCAUGCCGCACCAGUUACUAGUUUGCAAUUCUUGCCAACAGAUUUUGAAGGUGCCGAGGCAGGUAAUAAAUGGCUUCUCAGUGGUGGUAAGGAUAGGAGUCUUUGGGGUUGGAGUCUUCGACGCGACGGUCAGAGUACAGAAUUGAGUCAGGGAAAUAUCCGCAAGAAGGCUAAGAAGUAUGGAAUUCUAGACAGCGGUACCCUAAGCCGCGGUCCAACUACUACACUUGAUGACUUGAAAGCGCCAGAGAUCACAUGCAUAGCAUGCUCUCUGAAUCGUGAUGGCGGAAUGGGCGCCUUACCCGGGAAGCAGGUAUUAUGGCAAAAAUCACAAAAUCAAAAGAAACCCGUGGACGCCGAGAUCAGCGGCAUGACGGGUUGGGAGAGCGUGGUUACGGCGCACAAGGACGACCCGUAUGUUCGAACCUGGUUUUGGGGCCGAAAAAGAGCUGGAAGGUGGGCAUUCCAAACCGGAGACGGCGCAAACGUGUCAUCCGUAGCAAUGAGCCCGUGUGGAACCUUUGCUGUUGUUGGGUCUGUUGGCGGAUCUAUCGACAUGUUCAACCUUCAAUCAGGCCUACAUCGCCAACGAUUUCCAUCUAAGCUUACACCGGCGCAGGCAAGACAGGUUAAGAUGCAACAGUUGAGACAGGCGGAUACCGUCGUCCAGCUUCAAGCUCGAUCUACUACUGGCUUCGCACCAGGCACGGGAAGGCAUACGAAACCUGUCACCGGCAUCGUUGUCGAUUCUAUGAACAAAUAUGUGAUUAGCUGCUCAUUAGAUGGCAAAGUGAAGUUCUGGGAAUUUCUCACGGGGAAUCUACUGGAAGAAAUCAACUGGGCUCCAAUGACAGGAAUCAUAGGCUGCCGCUACCACGCUGCGAACGAUCUCAUAGCUUUCUCUUGCGACGACAACUCUAUUCGAGUCGUGGAUAUCGAGACGAAGCAGACAAUCCGUGAAUUCUGGGGAUGCCAAGGAAAAAUCAAUGAUUUUAUUUUCUCUAACGACGGCCGCUGGAUAGUAGCAGCCUCCCAGGAUGCUAUAGUACGAGUUUGGGAUUUACCGACAGGUCACUUAAUUGAUGCUAUUCGAUUAGAAAAGCCUUGCACCGCACUGGCCUUCUCCGCAACGGGAGAAUAUCUGGCUGCGGCAACUGAAGGGGAGUUGGGUGUAAACAUUUGGAACAAUAAAACGCUCUUCACCCACGUCCCAACCCGACAAAUAUCUGAAGAUUCAAUCAAGCAAAUAUCAGGACCAACGGCAUCAGGAGAGGGCGGUCAAGGCUUACUUGAAGCAGCCUUUGAUGAGGCAGCCUCUCAGGAGGAAGAUGAAAUCACUGCACCUGGUGUGGAUCAGCUCAGUGCCGAUAUGAUGACCUUGAGUUUAGUUCCACGAAGCAGAUGGCAAACUUUACUACAUUUGGACUUGAUUAAGCAGAGGAAUAAGCCGAAGGAAGCCCCCAAGGCUCCGGAGAAAGCACCGUUCUUCUUGCCAUCAACAACUAACACAGGGGCCUCGAAUCAAGACACACUCCAACCCAACACGAACCAAGAUCAAAGUCAAUCGAGGAUUACUCGUUUCGAUCGGAACAGGGCAGAGCAGGUCUUCAGUAACAAACUGCAAGCGGGAGCUACCUCUGGCAAUUAUACCGAGUUCAUCGAGCAUCUUAAAUCCCUCUCUCCAGCUACGGCAGACCUAGAAUUGCGCUCUCUGACACCUGGCGACGACGAGGAAUCCAACGAGCUGCUUCAUUUCAUUCACGCUAUGACUAGCCGCCUCGUAGCGCGACGCGAUUAUGAGCUCACUCAAGCCUGGAUGGCUGUCUUCCUUCGUCUACAUUUCGAUUUGAUCUUGGCGAGUGAUACCCUAAUGAACGCAUUGUCGGAAUGGAAGAAACACCAAGCAGAAGAAUGCAAUAGGUUGGAUAACCUGGUUAGUUACUGUGGAGGAGUGGUGAACUUCUUAAGAAGCCCACGGACGUGAUUUAGAAUUGUCAUGUCAAAUACCUAUAUAUAUAUACCUUCUAUGUAUGAAUAUUUAUCAUCUUGAGGGUAGGCAAUCCUAACUGUAAUACGAGCCAGUGUUUUCAUAGUCAUAAAUGUUUGAAGUAGUGCUCAUUCAAGACGACGUAGGGUCUAAGAAUUUGAUGGAAGACGCUUCCGAUACGGAGGUAUUUGACUUUGACUUGGAAGCGUUGAAGGUUCAACUUCCGC
Daldinia caldariorum is the source of this 3545-nucleotide messenger RNA. Its product is annotated as WD domain-containing protein. The transcript has 4 exons. Gene Ontology annotation, cellular component: Pwp2p-containing subcomplex of 90S preribosome; small-subunit processome. Gene Ontology annotation, molecular function: protein binding. The coding region runs from base 187 to 3315 and encodes 1042 amino acids. NCBI's taxonomy places the organism in Eukaryota, Fungi, Ascomycota, Sordariomycetes, Xylariales, Hypoxylaceae. The record is from RefSeq and is a predicted model, not a curated record. Gene Ontology annotation, biological process: rRNA processing.